Messenger RNA from Xyrichtys novacula (pearly razorfish), 549 nucleotides. Lineage: Eukaryota; Metazoa; Chordata; Actinopteri; Labriformes; Labridae. The record is from the annotation of a GenBank genome assembly.
AUGUUGGUUUUUGCACCAAAAAUGAAGAAGAGGAGCUCCACAGGCCCAGAAUGGGAAGUACUUCACGGGGAUGAAGGUGCCAGCAGAGAUCCAGAGGAGCCGAGUCUCGUUGUUGGGAGUCGAGAAGCCCUCAGUAGGAUCCUAACAGGGUCAAACUUUGACUACAAGCCCCUGCAGCCAAACCAAACCAAAUCUAUUUUUGUGUCGGUCGAGCUCGACGCUGAAGUCCGUCUGAACGAACAUCUCCAGCAUGUAAAAUCAACGUAUCCAACCGACAGGACCAGGAGGAACACUUUCUCAAGGCUGCAGCCACGAGUCUGUCUGCAGAGGACCAAGCUGAAGGAAUGUACGCCCACCGGCUCUCUGGUGGACUCACAGUGCCAUCUGGUGGCGGUAGUGGAAAAGGUUGCAUCCCUUGACUUGAACAAGGGAGUUAAAGAGCUAAAAAACAAACUACAGAAAAACAGAUGGUGCAGGUCUUUUGGUCCAACACGGCUGUCGGGCUCUUGCUUCUGUCGACCAAAACAUCCAAUCCUGGGAGGAAUUUGA